This is a messenger RNA of Microdochium trichocladiopsis, 1275 nucleotides long. RefSeq lists its product as uncharacterized. The annotation marks the transcript as partial. Lineage: Eukaryota; Fungi; Ascomycota; Sordariomycetes; Xylariales; Microdochiaceae. The transcript has 2 exons. The record is from RefSeq and is a predicted model, not a curated record.
UGGAUUCAAGAACUCGAGAUGGCUGCGCGCUCCGCAGGUGUAUCAAUGAAAGAGAUCCAGCAGGUACUCGAUUGGGACGAGGGCAUGGAGUCUGAUACCGAAGAGGACGAUGUCCGUAUGACCACCGAUGACCCUGAGUAUCCCGUACCGAUCCCACGCGUUAGUGAAGUUUAUCAACAAGCAAUACCUGUCUUCAACCUGAUGGCCAGUGACCCUACCAACGACAAGCUCAGCCAACAGCUCAUGCAGUUCAAUGAGAAGAUUAGAGUGGAUAAUGUCAAAGAGAAACUCCAUGAACACGACUGGGAGAUUCCCGUUCAAUGGUUCAUUACACAUUACGGACUAAUUAGAGAGGCGCGUAUCCGUCUUGAGGCAAACCCUGAGGACGAAGAAGCAAAGAGAACAAUUAUGGCAGAGGAAUCCUUGAUUGACAAAGAGAUUCAGCUAAAGCAUUUCCCCACGCAGUGGUCAAUCUCAGCGGCAGAUGAAGCUUGGAAAAAGCAGCAUGAACAAACAUCACUGUUCAUUGUGUAUCCCUGGCCAACUAAGGUUCUGCCGGAUGGGUCUGUCAUUAUAGGAGUUAAAAGAAAUGGUUCUCAAGGCCGGCAGGUCUGUAUCGAGAUAGAGGAGGCUGGGAGAACUGUCCGCUAUCUCAAGCCAGCCUACAAAGUUGGCCUAAGAGCGGUCGACGAGUACGCCAAAGAGGAGGGGCAUAUGAACCUUGCCCAGGAACAGUCGACGUGGUCUAAAAAGAAUCGAAACGAUAUCAAGGAUCUUCUCUGGGUAACCAGCUCAGUAGUUAAGGGCGAACCCCCGAAGAGAGAUCCUGUUGCCUACUGCUGUAUUAAGCUUCACAGCGGUACACUGGCUAUUCUCACCAGAUCGAGCCUAUGCAAGGUUUGGGGGGAUAAGGACGCAAAGACCGCGAUCAAAGAGGCCUGCGACAGAGAUCAAAUUCUAACACCAUGGGAGGCUCGCGAAGCUAGCUAUAGCAACAAGGGCUUGGCCGUCGGACAACAAGACCGCCACGGCAGCUCCGGCGUUUCCCAGGGCAUUAAUCACCACGCAGACAUGCGCCAGAGCUCCGGCAGUCACUCCCAGGCGAACAGUCAGGCAGUGCCUCAAUUCGAGACUAGGCUCAACAGCCUUGAACAGCGCGUGAAUAAAAUGACGGACGAAACGUCCGAGAUGAAGCAGCAAAUGUCCAAUGUGAUGGCUCUUCUGAUGGAAAUUAAGCAGAAUACCUCCCGAACUGGCUCCCCGAGUGCUAAGUAG